AUGCAGGUCUGCGCAGAGCUCAACAAUCCAAGUCUAGGAUCAGUGAAGGCCUGGUCUGGACAUCGGGGGAAUUGGACCUGUAUCACAGCCUAUUCUGAUGAUAGACGGGACCAGAGUAUUGGAACCUGUGGGUACUUGUGGGAUACCAGCCAACAUGUCCGCCUGAAGCAUUCAUACCGUCUGAAACCAUCAUCUAACCGAACCAUCUCAUUAGCGGGAGGGAUACCCUUCCUUGGACGCUUUGCUAUUCUUCAUACUGAGAUCACCAUCCUCAAUGUUCCUUUCAAUACAGAUGAUGAUCAUAUCAACCAUCAGCAUGGGGACUUCCUGUCCGUUGAAGCAUUAGGCCGUACCAUUGAACAGUACUUCCCAGAUAAGGAGAGCAUGAUCGUAGCAUCAGAUCAUUUUCCAAGUCACGACCUCUCCGAUCUUUCACCUUUGACCACUUGUGGUUUGAUUCACGUGUCACCAAAGGGUCAGAUGCCAAAUGGAGUUGACCAUUCGCCAGAACUGAAGCAUACUAAUAAUAUUUUCUUCAGCAAUGAGCUACAGAAGUGCUUUAGAGGUUCAUGUGGUGUUGUCAAGGAAGGUCUUUCACAUCCACUCAUACCAGCAGGCUGGACCUGGGGUGGACUGGUAACAGAUCACUCUUUAGCAUGGGCAGAGCUUAUAUUCCAGUUAUGAUCAUUUCUCUCAGAGGGGAUAAAGAAUGGUAUAAUCCAUGGGUGGACUGGUAUCAGAUCACUCUUUAGCAUGGACAGAGCUUAUAUUCCAGUUAUGAUCAUUUCUCUCAGAGGGGAUGAAGAAUGGUAUAAUCCAUGGGUGGACUGGUAUCAGAUCACUCAUUAGCAUGGGCAGAGCUUAUAUUCCAGUUAUGAUCAUUUCUCUGAAAGGGGAUAAAGAAUGGUAUAAUCCAUGGGUGGACUGGUAUCAGAUCACUCAUUAGCAUGGACAGAGCUUAUAUUCCAGUUAUGAUCAUUUCUCUCAGAGGGGAUAAAGAAUGGUAUAAUCCAUGGAUGGACUGGUAUCAGAUCACUCAUUAGCAUGGACAGAGCUUAUAUUCCAGUUAUGAUCAUUUCUCUCAGAGGGGAUAAAGAAUGGUAUAAUCCAUGGGUGGACUGGUAUUAGAUCACUCAUUAGCCUGGGCAGAGCUUAUAUUCCAGUUAUGAUCAUUUCUCUGAGAGGGGAUAAAGAAUGGUAUAAUCCAUGGGUGGACUGGUAUCAGAUCACUCUUUAGCAUGGGCAGAGCUUAUAUUCCAGUUAUGAUCAUUUCUCUGAGAGGGGAUAAAGAAUGGUGUAAUCCAUGGGUGGACUGGUAUCAGAUCACUCAUUAGCAUGGGCAGAGCUUAUAUUCCAGUUAUGAUCAUUUCUCUGAAAGGGGAUAAAGAAUGGUAUAAUCCAUGGGUGGACUGGUAUCAGAUCACUCUUUAGCAUGGGCAGAGCUUAUAUUCCAGUUAUGAUCAUUUCUCUCAGAGGGGAUAAAGAAUGGUAUAAUCCAUGGGUGGACUGGUAUCAGAUCACUCUUUAGCAUGGGCAGAGCUUAUAUUCCAGUUAUGAUCAUUUCUCUCAGAGGGGAUAAAGAAUGGUAUAAUCCAUGGAUGGACUGGUAUCAGAUCACUCUUUAGCAUGGGCAGAGCUUAUAUUCCAGUUAUGAUCAUUUCUCUGAAAGGGGAUAAAGAAUGGUAUAAUCCAUGGGUGGACUGGUAUCAGAUCACUCAUUAGCAUGGACAGAGCUUAUAUUCCAGUUAUGAUCAUUUCUCUCAGAGGGGAUAAAGAAUGGUAUAAUCCAUGGAUGGACUGGUAUCAGAUCACUCUUUAGCAUGGGCAGAGCUUAUAUUCCAGUUAUGAUCAUUUCUCUGAGAGGGGAUAAAGAAUGGUGUAAUCCAUGGGUGGACUGGUAACAGAUCACUCAUUAGCAUGGGCAGAGCUUAUAUUCCAGUUAUGAUCAUUUCUCUGAGAGGGGAUAAAGAAUGGUAUAAUCCAUGGGUGGACUGGUAUCAGAUCACUCUGUAGCAUGGGCAGAGCUUAUAUUCCAGUUUUGAUCAUUUCUCUGAAAGGGGAUAAAGAAUGGUUUGAUGCCAUGGCUGGGGGGUGUCUAAUAGAAUUUACUAUAUCUUAAGACAAUUAUUUGGAGACGUGUGUGACCAUGUUUGUCUUUACAUUUGUUUUUCACUAAAUUUUAUAUUUUAAGAUUUUUUUUCAAUUUGAAAUCAGAUUAUGACAUAAGUUAACAGUUGAUUUUCUAAGUCUCAUAGAAUGAUGAUCAUAAAAUCAGUUGUCUUAGUGGUUAUUAUCAGGUAUUAUUUGAAUCUUGUAUUAGAAUCAGUUAUAAUUUAAUCAUGAUAGAACAGACGAUUGAGCAAACUGAUCAAAUAAAGAUUUGCAUUUCUCUUAUUUAGAUUGUCUUGACAGCAACGUGUUUGUAUGUCAUGUUUUAUAUAUAAUUUUCAGUUUUCCUUGAAAAUUCUCUUUGAGGCCCUCAGGAGAAAGGGAAAAAAUCACAAACAUUUACAAACAAACAUGACUAAUAUUGAUCAAAAUCUCAUGAUUGUAAAGUAGAUUGAAAUUUAUCAAAAUAUGAUACAAUGGUUGCAUUUGAAUACUUUUUGUUCUCACUGAAAAAAGGAGCUGUAAUGAUAAAAAGAAAGAAUGAAACUUAUUACUUCAUUGAGUCCUUGAAUUCAUUUCUUGGUUCAUUUUAUGCAACAGUAGCCUUUUGGAGGUGUUAAUAAGAUUUACCAUCUUGCCAGUAUAAUUGCCUGUUAAUAUUUUUACAUCUUUUAAAAUAUAUUUCUUCAAGUCGUUAUAUGAAAAUUAUGUUUAUAGAUUGAAUUUAUAGGAUUUAAAAAAAGCAAAUCAGUAUAAAUGAGUAAUGCAUGUCAACAAGUAAAUUGCUGGAGUAUUUUCUCGCAUUGACAAAUUUUAUGCGCCACUUUGAGAGUUGACUUUUCAAAAUGCCUUUCACUUUUACCAGGGUACCAGAGUUGGUCGCUGAGACAAAAUCUUGCUUAUAUAACACACAUUUUGAAUUCUCUAAUGACCCAUUCUUGAAUGUAUUCUUGCCUAUUUUUGUAACAUAGAAAUAAAAUGCUCUGAUUGCAGGUUUGAGAAAGAGAAAUGUAGUUUUAUGUAGCAUAUUAUUUUUUAGAAAUUCCAUAGAGGAGUUAUAUACUACCAUUUUCCAUUUCAAUUGCAGUAUAUCAACAUUAGAUUGAUAGAUUUUCACUGAAUUGAUGGUGAUUUGAAGUGCUCUGACUGCCAUAC
This is a messenger RNA of Lytechinus pictus (painted urchin), 3264 nucleotides long. RefSeq names its product endonuclease/exonuclease/phosphatase family domain-containing protein 1-like. Lineage: Eukaryota; Metazoa; Echinodermata; Echinoidea; Temnopleuroida; Toxopneustidae. The record is from RefSeq and is a predicted model, not a curated record. The coding region runs from base 1 to 684 and encodes 227 amino acids. The transcript is spliced from 6 exons. Gene Ontology annotation, cellular component: plasma membrane.